Molecule: messenger RNA, 1248 nt
Organism: Microstroma glucosiphilum
Lineage: Eukaryota; Fungi; Basidiomycota; Exobasidiomycetes; Microstromatales; Microstromataceae
Product: Dehydroquinate synthase-like protein
Exons: 2
Coding region: 1-1248 (415 amino acids)
Cellular component (GO): mitochondrion
Molecular function (GO): alcohol dehydrogenase (NAD+) activity; metal ion binding
Source: RefSeq, a predicted model, not a curated record
AUGGCAAGCACAACAUCAGGACCUGCUCCCCCCAAGGGAGUCUGGAGGACAACGGAGCUCUCCUCGAUCCGCUAUGGGCCGGGAUGCCUAAGGGAGGGUCUUGAUGCCGCCUUGAAGGAGGAUCUCGGCGGUCGCAAGAGGGCGCUGAUUGUCACUGGCAAGUCGCUCAGCACCAAGACUGAUGUGAUCAAGAAGGUCAAGGAGGCCCUGGGAGAGCGCUACGUCGCAACCCUCGAUGACAUUGGCCAGCACGCCCCUGUAGACGCCAUUCACCGUGCCGUGGAGCUUGUCAAGAAGGAGAAGAUCGACGUGCUCAUCUCCGUCGGUGGCGGCUCGCCCAUUGACUCGUCCAAGGCAGUCUCUUUCUACAUCCACGAGGAGCAGAACAAGGACAAUGAGGAUCCCAACUCGUUCAUCCCUAGUAUUGCCAUCCCCACUACCCUCUCGGUCGCUGAGACGACGCAGAAUGCUGGUUUCACAAAGGAUGGCAAGAAGACUGGCGUCUCGCACCCGGCUCUGGUACCACGCGUGCUGAUCUUGGACGCAGAGCUCACUCUCUCUACGCCAGAGAGGCUCUGGCUCAGUUCAGGCAUGAGGGCAGUCGAUCACGCUGUCGAGGGACUUUACCGUCCUGGUGACUUCAACUGGGUGCUGCGUAAUCAGAACCUCGGUGCUCUUCGUGAGCUCUUCCCCCUACUGCGAGCAAGCAAGGCUAAUCCUAACGAUUUGCGCAUCAGGCAGAAGCUCCAGCUGGCAGCUACCAGCAGUCUCUUCCCUGAGAAGAGGAGGGGCAACCUUGGCAUUUCUCACUCCCUGGGACAUGCUUUGGGCUCCACCUACCAAAUCCCGCACGGGAUCACCUCGUGCCUUACUCUCGCACACGCUAUCGAGUACACUGCCAAGCUGGAGACGACGCCUACCGAACAGCUCCUCUCCCUCGCAGACGCACUGGCGUACAUUGCGCCGCAGACGAACCGUCUCACAGACCCAGCACACCCAAUCUCCAUCGAGGAGGCGAGACAGAAGGGUGUCGAAGUCGGCGUCGAAGUGGGCAAGCUGGUGCGUGAUCUAGGCCUGAGCACCACCCUCGACGAGUGGAAAGUGCCCCACGAGGACUACGAAGGCAUCGCCUCGCACGCCGCCGGCGGUGAUAGUGCGAUUGCCUCCCGCGUCCAGACCCAGAUCUUGGGUAGGAUCUCAACCAAGGGCCCCGGAACUGGCGCGGGCCCUUCUUCAGCUUCCGCCUGA